Molecule: messenger RNA, 1875 nt
Organism: Vanrija pseudolonga
Lineage: Eukaryota; Fungi; Basidiomycota; Tremellomycetes; Trichosporonales; Trichosporonaceae
Exons: 5
Coding region: 1-1875 (624 amino acids)
Biological process (GO): DNA-templated transcription
Cellular component (GO): nucleus
Molecular function (GO): zinc ion binding; DNA binding
Source: RefSeq, a predicted model, not a curated record
AUGUCCGAGCGCCAGCACGUACACCCACACCCACACCACGCGCACUUCUCGUCCUCGCCCGAGCCCGGCGCGAAGCGGCGGCGCGAGGACGGAGGAGAUGACCGAAAUCCCACCGAGUGCAUCUACCCCGUCAAGCUCAAGCCCGGCCUGCGGCCCGGCACGGGCGUGGACAUGGCCAAGCGCAUCGAACAGCUCGAAGAACGGAUACAGGGCUACGAGGCGCGGCUGGCGGCACAAGAGGCCGGCCUGGCGUCCGUGACGCAGUGGCGGGCCGAGGUGACGAGUUCGCUGGCGCUGCCUACGCCGUCGGCGUCGGCGGGCAUCGCGCCGCCGUCGUUUCCCUUCGAGCUGGCGCCGACGCCCGCAGUGGCGCUGACGACCAUCUCGCCCGCACCCUCCGCCGGAUCGUUCCUCGACCCGCUCGUCCUGCCGCCAGACGACAUCGUGCGUGACCUCAUCGCGCUCUACUUCUCGCACAUUGCGCCGUGGGCGCCGAUCCUGCCGCCGCAGCAGACGUUCAACGCGCCGUGGAGCAUCGUCGUUUACGCCAUCGUUGUUGUCUCGCUGCGGCUGAGUACAGACCCGCGCAUCGCAGGCACGAAGCAGCAGCUGCGCGCCGCGGCGAAGUCCCACGUCCUAUCCCACGCGAUAGAGAGCACGUCCAUCGCGAGCGUGCAGGCGCUCGCGCUGCUCGCGCUCGACCUCAUCGGGUCCGAGCAGGGCCCGAGUUCUUGGGGCAUCCUCGCGCUGCUCACCCGCUCGGCGGUGCACUUGGGUCUCGUGACGGAGGACGAGGGCGCCGGACAGGCGACCCGCGUGCCCAACAACCUCAGCCGCACGAGCAUCAUCCCGCCCGCGCACGACUGGCGCGAGGACGAGGCGCGGCGUCGCCUCUUCUGGCUCAUCUUCAGCCUCGACCGGUACGCGUGCGCGUCGACAGGGUGGGACUUUGCGCUGCCAGACUUUGAUAUCCGCCGGCGGCUGCCGUGUUCUGACGAGAUAUGGGCGGGCGGGCAAUGGCACUCGGCGCCACUCUUCAAGCCCGUGCUCCACCGCGACGCGCACCCCGACCCGGCAGCGCUCAGCCCAAUGGCGUACCUCGUCGAGGCGCUCGACCUGCUCGGGCGCAGCCACUCAUUGCAGUCGCGCGUGAUCGAGGCGAACGACGCGCGCGAGGUCGAACAUCGCAAGGACAUGGUGAUGACGCUCACGUCGGCCGCGAAGCGGUGGUUCGCCGACGUGCCGCUGGCGCAGAUGACGCCGGGGCCGAUGCCGCUUGUCAUUGCAGGAGUGUACCACGCGACGCUGCUCAAGCUCAACGCGUACUACGCGUACCCGGCGCUCUCGAACGGCUCCCCAAUAGAGCCGUACGGCGGCACGUGCACGUCCUCGGCGCACGCGCUGGUGCAGCUCGUCCAACAGGCGCGUGACGUCGGCUUCCGGCAGGCCAGCUCGCCGCUGUUUAUCUGGAGCGCGUGGGUCGCCGCGCGCGUGCUGUUUAUCAACGCGUUCCUCGCGCACCAGGCCCAGCCGGACGACGACUUUGAGGUGAUCCUGCAGGCGUUGCGCGAGAUGGCGGCGUACUGGAGCUUGGCAAACCAGUAUGUCAAGCUUCUGGAACGCGCAAAGCGCAAAUGGGCAGCAGGCACCACGCACACCGACCCAGACGCCAACCCGUCCCUCCCGGACGCGAUCCACGUCCUCCUCGACCUCCGGCGAACAGCCUACUCUGCCGUCGGCGCGACAGACGCCACGCCGUAUGUCUCCCCGCCCGACGUCAACCUCUCCCACCUCCCAGCGUGGGCCGUGCAGCCCCUCCUGGGCGAUCUGCACAACUGGUUUGAUCUGCCUGCUGGCCUGUUUGCAGAUCAGUAG